Messenger RNA from Sardina pilchardus (European sardine), 2480 nucleotides. Its product is annotated as apolipoprotein L domain-containing protein 1-like. Bases 117 to 1313 code for a protein of 398 amino acids. The record is from RefSeq and is a predicted model, not a curated record. Lineage: Eukaryota; Metazoa; Chordata; Actinopteri; Clupeiformes; Clupeidae. Gene Ontology annotation, molecular function: lipid binding. Gene Ontology annotation, cellular component: membrane; extracellular region. The transcript has 6 exons. Gene Ontology annotation, biological process: lipid transport; lipoprotein metabolic process.
CACCACCCACGGCAAAUAAUAAAACGUGAGUCGCUCUGUCACCUUCACUCGGUUGAGGUGGACUUGCCCAUAAACUACAGGGAAUUACUCUUCAUUUGACUACUCUAUCCAGUGAUAUGGCAGGGAGAGGAUGGGCAGCGCCACCGCCCCUACCGUCCUAUCAGAAUGUUUGGAGUGGGGGGGACCAGCCUCCGAGCUACGAGGAAGCUCUCCAGGAGACAGAAACCCAACCUCUACAGGCUGCAGCCCCACCAGUUGCCUCUGGCCUCAACCCACUUUAUCCUCCCGUACCUGCCUAUCAACCACCUGUGGCCUAUCCCCCCGCACCUGCCUAUCAACCACCUGGGCCCUAUCCCCGCGCACCUGGCUAUCAACCACCUGGGGCCUAUCCUCCCGCACCUGGAUAUCAAACACCUGGAGCCCAUGCCCCUGUACCUGGCUAUCAACCACCUGGGGCCAACUCACUCCCAAGACCCCAAAGAAGAGAAUCGCUUGAAGCUCAACGUGUCAUGAGUAAUGAGGAACUCAUGUCGUGGUGGAGAACUGUGAAACCGUGGGAGAAAAUGGCACAGUCCCCAGACACAGAGCCUAGAAUGUUGGCUAAGAAAGUCCACCGUGUCCAGCGAGCUGUUCAGCUGUUCAGGCUCCUCAUGUCCACCCACGGAGUGACCCUGCAGAAUCACAUCGCCGAGAUGGACAGGACCGCCGACCAGAUCAGCAAGGCCUACAGCACGCUGAAGGCAGCGGGCGCCACCGGCGGCGCCACGAGGGCCGUGGGCAGUGCUGCGGCCAUAACGGGCAUCGUGCUGGCCCCCUUCACCAUGGGCGCCUCGCUGGCCAUCACGGCGGUGGGCGUAGGGGUGGUGGCGGCGGGCGGCCUCACCAAGGCGUCCAUCAAGAACAAGGUGGCCAUCAACCACGACAGAAGGGCGCUGGACGCCCUGGUGCAGGACUACCGCAAGAAGCUGGAGGACAUGGAGAGCUGCCUCCGCUUCAUCUACACGGGGAUGGAGCGCGUCGGACGGAACAACCUCUCCAUCUUGAAAGGCGUCGACAUGGACUCCAGGCAGGUGUCCAGCUUGCUGCAGCUGUCCGGAGAGGUGGCCCAGGGGCUGGGCGCGGCGGGCAAGUCGUCUGACCUCCUCCGAGGGUUCGCGGGGGGCAUCGGCACCUUCUACAGCAAGAAGGAUAACCGGCUCCUGAAGAAGGGCAAGGAGAACAAGUUUGGCAAAACGCUACGCAAGGUGGCAGGACGACUCCAAACCACACAAGACGAGCUGAGUCGCGUUGCAGAUUCACUUGGCAGGUUUUGAUGUUACAUAACCAGACGUAGGCACAUUUAGAGGACUUAUAAAAGAGUUGGCACUUUGUUGUCUUUUGUGGUAUUAAAGAAUUACGGUACGUGGCAUGUUCCACAACAAUGAAGUUAGAGAUGAAAUCCUGUUUCAUCAUAAAUUAAUCCUGAAAUUGUUAUUGUGAACUGUGAUUAACGUGUUUCAUAUAUCUUGACAUAAUGGAACAUAACACUUUGUUAAAUCAACACUGUUGCUGAAACAAUGCAGUUGUUAUGGCCCAUGUACACUGUUACAUGUACUUUUUAUUCUACAUUUUUUAAGUGUGUGAGUGGCUUCACAUUGCCCUCAGAUGUAGAUAAUGAUUUUUAUAUAUAUUAAGCUAUUUGAAUUAUACUAUUAUUACUGUGUAAAUUAAUGUGAAUCAGUAUGAUUCCUGUGGGGUAUACUACGAAUCUCGUUGAACAUAACCAGGUUUUCUUUGGAUAACCUGGAUUGCUAAAAACGAAAGUCGCAAUCAGAGUUGAGUGGUACUACGAAACUCACUCAAGGAUGAAUUUAUCAAACUAGGCUUUCAGCUCAGAUCUGUGCGCGUUCUCGUGGUUGGGGUGACUUUGACCAAUCGGGAAACGUGGAGACGCACAAGACAGCCUCGGUUAACCAACGAUUACUUCCGCAUUUAUGAACGGCACAGAAAUCUAGGGUGGUCUUUUUAGUGUCUAACCCAUAACAUCAAAAAAUCGAUGGUCAUCAAAUAUGGCAUGGUAUGCACGUCCAUAGUAGUGACAUAUUUGCACGCGCAACAUAGUUAAAAGCGCCUUCGAGAUUCAAAAUGUUUGCAGAGGCGGGGCUGAACCUGUUCGAAGUUUGACAGAUUAGCACACGUGAGAUGACUUCGUUAUCCAAGAUAAUGAAUUGGUUAGAAUUGGUCAGAGGGCGGUGAUUUUUCACGAUUUGAGCUAUAACUAAGCACAUAACCUGCUCCCGACCAGGUUUGGUUGCGAGCAUAAGAUACCAUGGUGACACAGCGACGCUAAAACAAAUCACCUUUCGUAUGACAGCAUACCCUGGCUUUGAGCGCAACAUACCUCGCUAACGCACUAAUCGAGAUUCGUAGUAUACCCCACUGAGAGACUGUUCCACUGUGCACAAACACCACUGUAAAUAAACACUUUUCCUGCAACUUCA